Protopterus annectens (West African lungfish) is the source of this 648-nucleotide messenger RNA. Its product is annotated as nuclear transport factor 2-like. Gene Ontology annotation, biological process: protein import into nucleus. The coding region runs from base 149 to 532 and encodes 127 amino acids. Lineage: Eukaryota; Metazoa; Chordata; Ceratodontiformes; Protopteridae. The record is from RefSeq and is a predicted model, not a curated record. The transcript is spliced from 5 exons. Gene Ontology annotation, cellular component: nuclear pore central transport channel.
CGCCAACAAGCAUCAUAUUUCCGGAGGGAGGAGCAAACGUCAAUUCCACUGUGACGUCCUCUAGUUAAGUGGGCCUGCGGAGUAGCGGGAAGUUUUUCCUAGAAAUUGUGCUGUUAUCAAAUCUCUGCGCUGUAAACCAGUAUUCGAGAUGGAUGCAGUACCGGUGUGGGAACAGAUUGGAUCUGGGUUUGUGCAGAUUUACUAUCAGCACUUCGAUACCAACAGAUUACAAUUGAGGGAUCUCUAUACACUACAGUCUACUUUGACUUGGGAAGGACAGAUUUUUCAGGGAAGAGAUGCCAUUAUGGAAAAGCUGGCUGCACUUCCAUUUCAAAAAAUAAGGCACAGUAUCACUUCCCAAGAUCACCAGCCAACCCCAGAUAGCUGUGUCUUGACUAUGGUGACUGGACAGCUCCAGGCAGAUGAUGACAAAGUAAUGGGUUUCAACCAGACCUUCAUUCUGAAAAAUAUGGAGGGCAAAUGGGUCUGCAUAAACGAGUUAUUCAGACUGGCUCUGCACAAUUUUGGUUGAACUUAAAUCUACAUGAAGCACAUGUCUAAAUUUUUUAUUACCAUAAUAAAUGCAAAAAUCCAACUGCUUUCUGGGAUGAAAUGUAUAUGAUUUGAUUAAAACCAGAUGGAAAACUU